AAAGAACAUACAAAGAAUUUAUAACAAACCCAUUGACAUUUACUCCUACGACUAACAAAAUUAUUAAUCAUUUUGAACUACCAUCCGUAACAGAUGAAUUGUCAAUAACAUUAAAUUUAACCGUUACAAGUCAUGGUGGAGAUUGGGCGUGUGUUUUUCGUAAAGGUAAUACUGAUUCCGGAGAUUCCAAACAACGGACACCUUCACUCUGGUUGACAGCAAACAAUUCAUUUCUGCAUCCACGUUUUUCGAUAACAGAUAAUGGUAAUUUUGGAAGUAACAGCGACUUUGGAACUGGCCUUCUGACCAACCGAUGGUACCAUAUAGCAUAUACACUAUCAGAUACACAAAAACGAAUGGAUAUCUAUAUAGAUGGCAUUUGGACCGGAUUUUCAAGUAUCCAACGGGUUCGGGUUGAAUCUGUCAUAUUCAAUGAUUUACCAUUAUAUAUCGGAAAAGAUCUCAAUUUUCAAGGAUUUACUGGACAAAUGAGCAAGUUUCGUUUUUAUAACUUUCGUCUAUCUCCCCAAGAAGUAUUAAUAGAUUAUUCAGGUGAAGAUCCAACGAAAAUAACAGUUGUUAAAUGUUCAAGUGGUAUCUUAGCCGGUUCAAUUGUGGGAACUUUUUUCAGUGGUAUAAUAUUUUCAGCAGGAUGUUUAUUUCUGCUAAAACGAAAACGGCAAUCACAUUAUGAAGAUGAAGUUGGUGGUAAUAAAGUAGUCGAAACAUCUCCUAACAAUUAG
Diversispora eburnea is the source of this 743-nucleotide messenger RNA. NCBI's taxonomy places the organism in Eukaryota, Fungi, Glomeromycota, Glomeromycetes, Diversisporales, Diversisporaceae. The record is from the annotation of a GenBank genome assembly.